Molecule: messenger RNA, 3754 nt
Organism: Podarcis muralis (Common wall lizard)
Lineage: Eukaryota; Metazoa; Chordata; Lepidosauria; Squamata; Lacertidae
Gene: TMEM69
Product: transmembrane protein 69
Source: RefSeq, a predicted model, not a curated record
AGAGACUAAGCGCGACGCACGCGCACCCGGCGGAAUUAAAGCAGGGGACAGGAAACGCCCCUUCCCCAGGCGGAGUGUGGAUUGAGUUUAGGUUACUGUGAAGAGUGGCUGAUUUUGGAGCAAAGCUAGGAAAACGCGAAUUGCGCUGGGAAGGCAGAGUCAGUUUCCGCACCCGGGACAAUUUGACCAAGCACGUUUUUGUAACGAAACAAAACAAAUCCAAAGGUUUUGGAUUGUGGGAAAGCUUUCUGUAAGAAUCUACAAAGGCUGCGAGUCGCGUUUACUGUGUCUGCCGCUUAGAGGUGAAAGUUAAUGAGCAACUAGGUUGAUACUACAGCCCAAAGUGCCCACCGGGAGCCCCUUGCAACGCCCUCGAUUUCCCCCUGCUACUAAAGGAAUCUCUGAAAAUGUUUCACCUUCUACAGCGAUGUUGUUUCCAAGUUCCUUCCAAGAUGAUGUAUCUUCAAAGACUUCUGCAACCUGGAAGGAGUAAGGCAGUUGGCUCUCCUGUCCCUUUGGCUGUGCUGCCAAAAUCACAGCUGCUUAGGCAGGCAUCUGCCAGCAUAACCAAGGCACAGGGUUUCCAUUCUUCCUGCUGCAGCUGGAAGAAGAAACAACCUCCGGAACCUGAGCCGCGACAACUGGAUUUGUUGCGAUAUGACAUGCCCUCCCUCAAGGACUCUCCAAAGCCUGCUCUGUAUUUGGGCAUUGCAGGAUUAAUUCCCUUUGUUUCAGUGCCAUUGUUAAUGGCUAUCCAGAAGGUAUCCUACCCAGAGUUGGUGUUUGCUCAGAUUGCAUAUGGUGCAUCUAUACUAUCUUUCCUAGGAGGGAUCAGAUGGGGAUUUGCUUUGCCAGAAGGCAGUCCUGCCAGUCCUGAUUGGAUUAAUCUGGCUAACAGUGUUGUUCCUUCACUGCUUGCCUGGUUUACUUUGCUUUUCAAAGAUGACCUCACUCAAGCUGGACUCAUGCUUAUAAUAGGGUUAGGGAUAGCCUUGCAUUAUGAUCUUAGUCUUCUUCCCACCUAUCCCAGAUGGUUUAAAGCCAUGAGGGCAGUCCUGACUAUAGUAGCCACAGUUUCUCUGAUUACCACACUAUGUCUUGCAAACAUGUAUCCAGAGAAACGACUAAGUCGUGAUGCAAGUGAAACGAAAGUAUUGAAAUAAACAACCAAAAAUGCAUUGGCCUGUCCAGUGAGAGGGGACCUCUCUCCUUAACCAUUUUCAUAUUCUGUUUUACAUGUUUUCCCCUCUGAAGACUAUUGUGAGGGGAUGAGCAAAAGUUGGUUGUCUUCUCUGCUUAUGAACUUAUGGCUGAAUUUAUGGACUGAAAGAAGAACAAGCUCCAUGGAAGGGUGGAUACUGAAGACCUAAGAUGAAUUUGCUUGUUACAAUUUAGUAGAGGUGUGUAAUGUUUCUGCUCUAAUGCGCAAAGAUGAGUUAGGGCAUCUUCUUCCAUGGUUAGGUGGCUGAGCCACUGCUGUGGAGCACAUCUCUCUCCCUGUACAAGAAAAUUACUUCUUUGAAUGUUAUACCAGAGAGAAGACUUGUGGAGACUUCUUGAUAAUGUGGAAUGUUCUGAUACACACUGAAUAUUGAAAGAACACUACAAAUGUCCAGUUUCACUGAGAAACUUCAAUAGCCAUCAAAUUUUUGUGGUUUUAAAUACUUCUAGGAGCUCAGCUAGAAGGUGUACUAACUGCAUUGCUUUUUCCACAGGCUGUUCAACUGCCAUCCAUCCAUUGCUUUUUAAGCUAGAAGUUGUAUGCUGCUGUUUCUCUAUAUAGGCUAAUUCUUAGUGAGUAAAAUAUUUUCCUCUUUCACAAUUUUUAAAAACUGCUGUGGGUGAAUUAUUACUAGCCAUAGACAAUUAUGCUAUUUAAUUAAUACUACAGUUGUUAAAUGGCAGUAAAUCUCUUGUUUUAAUGGAACUUGCUUUCUGCUAAAUCCUGAUCAGUGGGCUGCUAACGUGGAAGCCUGCAAUAGCAACCACUAGCUGGUAGUAAGUGUUCAACCUCUGUGCAAAUGUUUUGGGAUGGAUGUUCAGUAAACAGCCAGUCUGGAAGCUCCCCAUAUUUAGUACUACAUAAAUGGGACUUCUAGUUAAGGAUGGUUAGACUGUGAUAAAAGUACACACAAGUCCUGCUUUCCAACACAGUGCAUUCGCAGGAAAUUGUUAGGCGAGCAUUUGCAUAACAAGCUUAUUUAUUAUUUCCUACAGGAACGUUUCUAAUCUGUGAUUUGUCCAAACUCCCUCCCUGGUUUUUGCCCCAAACUGCUGUAGCCAGCCAGCAAAAGUAAAAAAAAAGAAAAAAAUGAUUUGUCUGAUUUCUCCUGCUCCAAUUUGUCCUUAGAAAUAGGUAGGGAAGUAGACAAACAAUGGCUUUUUGGAUAUCUGAAUUAGCUGUUUAUAUAACAAGGUUUUGGUAUAGUUCUUUGGGUUUUGAUAAAUGAAAUUUUGGAUAAUUAGUGUUCCAAUAGCGGGACCUGCAUGUAUUUUAUUUAUUUGUUUAUUUAUUAGAUUUAUAUGCCGCCCUUCAUCAUAAUAUCUCAGGGCAGUUUACAGGAUAAAAUACAAGGUAAAAAUGGAUGUAAAUAUUUAAAACAAAAACAACAAAACAAUCCUUCCUCCCCACAAACACAUUUAAAAGGCUAUAGAAUAUUAAUCAACCGAAAGCCUGGUUGAAGAGUUAAGUUUUGUCUGGUGUCUAAAGAUGAAGGUUCCAGGUGAAGCUCUGUAAGGAGAGCAUUCUACAAAUGGGAAGCUACUGCAGAAAAGGCCUGUUCUUGUGUUGCCACCCUCCGAACCCCAUGUGGAGGCACAUGGAGAAAGGCCUCAGAUGAAUGCGGAGUCUGGGACAGUACAGUCGAACCUCUACUUACCACUGCCUCUUACGGUCGUUCCAAGUCGCGACCGUGGCAAACCUGGAACCAACCAGUGGGUUUGCUGCUGUUUGUGCAUGCGCAGGAGCGACAAUCGCCAUUUGCACAUGCGCAGAAGUGGGCAAUCGCCUGCGCACAACGGCACCUCUCCCAGCAACCUGUUUCAACCUCUGGAUGGACCUCCGGAACAGAUUAUGGUCGCAAAUAGAGGUUCCACUGUAUAUGGGAAGCAGUCCUUCAUGUAUUUUGUGGUCCUGAGCUGUUUAAGGCUUUAUAGGUCAAAACCAGCACUCUGAAUUGGGACCAGAAGCUAAUAGACAGCCAAAGCAGUUGGGCUAGGAUCUGUGUAAUAUACCCCAGUGGCCGCCUGGCCGCCAAAUUCUGCACCAGCUGAAGCUUCCAAACCGUCUUCAGAGGCAGCCCUAUGUAUCAGGCAUUGCAGUAAUCUAACAUAGAGGUUACCAAAGUAUAGACAACAGAAGUCAGGGGCGCAGAUAGGGGUGCAGCUGAGCCACCAGCCAAAGCUGAUGGAAGGCACUCUGUGCCAUCAAGGCCUCUUGAGCCUCAAGCAAUAGCAAAGGAUCCAGGAGUACCUGCAAGCUAUGUACCUGCUCCUUCAGAGGGAGUGUAACCCCAUCCUCUCAGCCAUUUGGUCUAAGUUGCCUCAGUCUUCUUUGGAUUGAGCUUCAGUUUGUUGUCUGUCAUCCAGUGCAUUACUGGGGCAAGACAUCGGUCCAGCACAUCCAGUGCCUCCCUUGCAGAUGCAAAGGAGCUGUGCGUCAUAAGGCAGGGAACUCUUUUCCACUGACAUGGUAAUAGUACUGAGCCAUAAAUAGUGAUGCUUCUCCACCGAUGUAACUGUGUAUGGGGUAUGG